GUUACGCCCACUAGGCCACACCACAACAUGUGAUUAUUGUUUUUAUUUUGCACUCUCAUAAAUCUGCUAAAAAAUUGUGUUUUAGUUUCACCGUUCGCAUUAAAUUUCUAACUCUUCACCACAUUGGAAAUUUUAAUUAGUUUAUGUAUUAAUGAAGCUUUCUACCCUGUUUGCGAUGCAUAGGUCAGUCAUGUUAAGAAGGGCAGGAUGCAUCGCUUCAACUAUGCAAAGCAGGGUGUCACCUGGAACAUAUUGCUCUCCGGGCGGUCCACAAAUCAUGUCCAAGAGAGGUGUUCUAACCUUCAAUAAAUUCCGGCAGAUGUACCAGGACUUCUGGAAACCACCACCUCCAAAACCGCCAUACUCACACAUCUGCCAAAUUGGUGACCCUGUGCUGAGAGGGAAAGCUAGUCCAGUGAAUGUGGAGGAAAUUGGCUCAGCCAAAAUUAAGAAGAUCAUUAAAACCAUGGAGUCGUCUUUGAAAAGUUACAAGGCGAUUGGACUUGCUGCUCCUCAGGUUGGGAUUCCUCUUCGUAUAGUUGUGUUUCAUUUCUCAGAAGAUGCGCUCAAAACCUUUGACGAGAAGACAUUGAAAAUUAGAGAAAUGGAAACAAUUCCAUUCAAGGUUUUCAUAAACCCAGCUAUGAAAGUAACCUCUCCAAAUAAAAUCAGAUUUCCUGAAGCUUGCGAGAGUAUCAAAGGGUUUUCCGCAGAUGUGCCUAGAUUUUACUCAGUGAAACUAACAGGGUUAAACGAAAAUGGAAAGAAAGUGGAGUGGGAUGCCAAAGGGUGGUCGGCUAGAGUAAUCCAACACGAGAUGGAUCACCUUGACGGCCGUUUGUACACGGAUAUCAUGGACAAAGACUCAUUUUCUUUUGGCUUCUGGCACAAUGUUAACAUCCGAUCAGGUAGAUUCAAUCUGUCGUUUUCUCCAUAUAAAAUCUUUUCGUGAAUUUAAAUAAAGUGUUGGUAGCAAAAUUUACACAAA
Messenger RNA from Cloeon dipterum, 988 nucleotides. Its product is annotated as peptide deformylase, mitochondrial-like. The transcript is spliced from 5 exons. The record is from RefSeq and is a predicted model, not a curated record. Lineage: Eukaryota; Metazoa; Arthropoda; Insecta; Ephemeroptera; Baetidae. Gene Ontology annotation, biological process: peptidyl-methionine modification. Gene Ontology annotation, cellular component: mitochondrion. Gene Ontology annotation, molecular function: peptide deformylase activity. The coding region runs from base 152 to 952 and encodes 266 amino acids.